AUGUACCCCAAUGAAACGCUAAUCUAUAAUGGUUAUCUCGGCUGUUCACCUUUGUAUCCGAACAUCGCUAUCAGCCUUUGCACCCUUGCAGCCUAUCGCCAAGCUCACCGGACUUGUCCUCAAUUCAGCAUCCAGGCACAAUGCAAAAUGCUAUGCUACUUACAUGAUAUGCUGUAUCGCCCAUAUCUCCGCUCUCAAUUUUUGGCUGCCUAUGAUGCUUUCCUUGAAAUUGUCUAUCGUGUUGAUGUAUUGCUGAAGCAGACACUUAAGCACGACACCCCAAACUGGCGGUUAUUGAAUGUGUGCCUGCCAUGUACUUACAAACUGGUGGACGAACCACCACUCCAAUUUACUUGGUUUGCCACCAUUGACAGCAAUAAUAUCCUUAAGCAUUGGGCAUCUUUGGUUCAUAAUUCUGUUCCUCAUGAUGACUCUCAUCAGCCAAGAUCGGACUACUGGAUCGGUUGCGACGUAGUAGACAAAUUCAAAGACAAAGUCAGAUCAAUAACUGCACUCAACAAGGAUGACAAUGUUGAUGACUGGCAGGAUGUAUGUGAUGAUAGAGAAGUCCCAGGCGAGAUCCCUUUCCAUUGUACAGCCCGUUGGUGCAAUGCUGGGCCCGAACAACGCAAGAAAAUGUUUUCAGUAUUCGACGAAUCUGGCAUUUUCAUUGCUGCAUGCCGUCACCAUUUUGUCUUAGUGGCCUGCAAUAUGAUUCGCAGCGGAGAAUUAGCGAAGUAUCCGCUCGCUUUAAUUGAUCAUCUAAUGACUGUAUAUGGGCAGAAUGGCUUGUGCGCUUACGACAUUGGUUGUGCAUUUUUGAAGACAUUGAGUACUAGUUCUUUGUGUCCGCGUGCACAUGCACUUGCUUUAUGCAUGAUGGUGGGUGCAUUCCAUGGACAUGCACAUAAUCGCAAGUGCCAGCUGGACUGGCACCCUAUGUAUAUAAGUGGGACUGGCCAUACCGAAGGUGAAGGCUGUGAACACAUUUUCUCGUCAUCGAACGAGCUCGCACGGAGUUUGCGACACGCUAGUCCUUUCCAUCACCAUCAGUCUAUUGAGGAACAUUUUGGCUUCUGGGACGCUGAUAAAUACACUGCCCUGAGCAAUUUUUUGUUCAAUCAUUACCGGGAAGCCAUACAUGGCAUUCAAACCCUGCAAGCUGAGCUCUCCAUCAUCAAAUACUUUGUGAAGUUUUACAACAAGGAAAAGUUGUAUCUUGAUCGCCUGAAAGAACCUCCAAUCCAAGACCGUCUUUGUAUCCGAUAUGUUGAAGUCCUAGAUGACCUUGAAUUGUGCCGGGAGGAAUGGAACACUGCUCAAUUGGCUGCCAAUAAUGCACUAACUACUAUUGGAGUCAGCAAUUUCUCAGAGAUCAGCACCGCCCUGACUACAGCUCAUAUCUGUGUUGAUGCUGCUUACGCAAAGUUGCAAAAUGCUGAAGCCUUAGUCGCCCAUAUGGAAAUUCAACUUCACAUUGAGCAGUGCUGGGUUAUCGGAGGUCCCAAAUACGUUCAGUUCAAAGAUGAAGCAGCAUUGGGCAAGUAUCAUACAGUGUUAAAUGAGCUGGAGCGCCUUGUAGUCAUGAGGCUUUUUGAGCUCUCAAAGCUUUCAUUGUCGGGCACAGGAUACAAACUAUGUCAGCAAAUUGGAAAAGCACUACAGUGCCGUUCAGAGGCAAUCCACAAUGAAAUCAACUGGUACAAUACUCAGGCUGCUGCACUCAACCCGCCACAUCCAAAAUUGUCCUGGAAGGACAUUGCGGAGUACAGCUUCUUGGGAGAAUUCGACUUGUUGUGUCAUUCACGCACAGACAUUUGGGAACUCGACUGGACAAAACCUGCUCACUGUGAGGCCACCACAAAGUAUUUCAAACUGUUGCAUGCUCAAGAAGAGGUAUCUUGCCUCAAUGUCGAAGAAAUCGAAACAAAGAAAGUUAUCAAUGACCUUCAAUCAUCUAAUCCCCUCCUCGCAUCUGAGCUUCAGCAACAAUGGCGAAGUCGCUCGGCCACCAACGUGUUUCACAUUUUCUGUCUCAAUCAGAUCGAGGGCCUCCCAGGGUACUCAGGCGCGCAGGGCAUUGGAGAAGAGCAUGCUGAAGAGAUGGAGACUAUGGGUAGCUAUCUCAAUUCCAUUGUAGAUAGUGCAGUGUACAUUCAAAUAUAUGUUGAGUCCUAA
Molecule: messenger RNA, 2178 nt
Organism: Suillus fuscotomentosus
Lineage: Eukaryota; Fungi; Basidiomycota; Agaricomycetes; Boletales; Suillaceae
Exons: 10
Coding region: 1-2178 (725 amino acids)
Source: RefSeq, a predicted model, not a curated record